AUGGUAGCAAAUAAUGAAAUCGAUGCAAGUAACACCAUAAAGAAUAGUAAAACCAACGAAAUCAACACAAGUAAUGCUGCAGAUAAUAGUGAAACUAACGAAUAUAAUGGCAUAGAUGAUAGUGAAAUUAAUGUAGUAGAUUAUUAUGAAGAAGCAUAUCGUGGUAGUGUAGAUAUUGUAGACGUGGAGGAUGUAAAUAUGGAUGCUGAAGUGAUUACGUUAAAAGAAGUGAAAUCAUUUUUCAAUUUUGAUGAUGCAGAACAACAAAUAAGAGGUUAUGCUGAGUUCAAAGGAUUCAAGACAAAGUUGGGCCAGAGUACUAUGAUUGAAACAGAAAAUGGAAAAAUUAUGCGAAAAAGAACGAUUCUCUGUCACCAUUCAGGUCGAUAUCAAUUAAAAAACUCUACAAAAUCAGGAAAAUCAAUUAAAUUAGAAUGUCCAUGGCAUGUUAAUCUCUCGCGACCAUCAAAGCAAAAUUCAAAUAAUUAUGUCUACAUAACAACACUGAAUGAUGAACAUAAUCACGAAAUGUGUCCAGAAGCGCUUCAGUUCGAAAGAGAUAAGGUGUUUACAAAAGAGAUGAGAGAUGAUGUCGAAUUUUAUAUUAGGCAGUGUCAUUUUGGUGCAACAUUAAUUUGGCGGAUCCUUAAGCAGAAGUAUUCUUUCCACCCAGUCUUUUCUAAGGAUCUAUACAAGGAAAUUCAAAAAUACAAACCAACAGCGCAAUUUAAUCAGGGUGAUGCAGCAAGAUUCUAUGAAGAAUUACUCACCAAACAAUGCCAAGAUCCUCGUUGGUUUGUAGAAGUAACAUGGGAAGUUGAAACAAGUACACUUACUGGCAUAUUUUGGAUGAGCCUGGACCAAAUAAUUUUAUGGCAUAAGUUUAGUGAAUCUAUAGAUUAUGAUAACAUAUCAGGAACAAAUCGUUACCGUAUGCCAUUGUCUCUCUUUGUAGCUCGUGAUAACAAUAUGAAGUCUCAAAUAGUCACACAAGCCCUUCUAAGCGAUAAGACUACUGAAUCAUAUCAAUGGACACUACGUAUGUUAAAGAAAGCAACAAGAGAAAAAAUGCCCGGUGUAAUUAUCACUGAUGGUGACCCUGCUAUGGAACGUGCUGUUUUGAUUGAAUGUUCAACUACUCGGCACCUUUUUUGUAUAUGGCACAUUAAAGAGAAUCUUAAAAAGAUGCUCCGUGGAAAAUUGGGUGCGGAAUUUGAUGAUUUUUACUCUGCAUUCUGGAAGUGUCGAAAUAGUGAUACACCUGAAAGUUUUGAUUAUUAUUGGAACAAAAUGAUUAGUAAGUAUCUAUUGGCGAAGCAAUAUCUUGAAAGGUACUUAUAUGAAAGACGUAAGUCUUGGGCACGAGAAUUCAUAGCAACAUUGUUCACUCUUGAGAUUGAGUCUACUUCCUUUGUAGAGAGUCAAAACGCAUGUAUUAAGCGUGUUCUUGAGAGUAGUAAUAUGUCUCUUUGUGAGCUCAGUAAAAUUCUUAUAAACCAAGCUGAAAAUAGGAUAAACCAGAAAAAAUAUGAAAAUUUAGUAAGAGACGUUCCUUUGACUACGAAAUACAUAACAAUUUUUCCUCCAAUAGAGGCAAUUGUUUCAUGUUAUCUGUGCCAAAAUGUUGCACAACAUAUAAUCAACCAAAUGAAGGAAUGUGUUUAUUAUACUGCAUACUGUUCUAGUAUUGAAGAAGUUGAGAAUACACUAGCAGAUGAGCCAUCUGAAAGCGAAAGUUUUGAAGAUGAGCCAGAUAGUGUUCUUGUGUGUGCAAAAUUUCUUUUAAAUCAAUUGGAUAAAGCUAAUAUUGAAGAAUUGCACCUGCUUACUGUGACAAAAAUUAAGGCUCGUGUGCAGACAUUAUUUUCAUCUUUUAAAUGUUACGAGAGUAGCAUGCUUCAUGAUGAGUUUUUCGAAUUGCCUCAGCAAUUUAGUAGUAUGAAUAGUAAAGAAGAUAUAAAUAAUAAUUUAGUAGAAGAACAACUAUUUUACGGGAAAGUGUGGAGCUUAAUACGUACUGCAACUGAUAAAUGCCUGUUACAUCGUGACUAUGGGUUUAUUCAGUUGAUUGAAAAUUAUUUGGAUGAUGUGCAUAAACGUGAAGAGGAACUUGCUAAAAUACGUCAAGCGGAUGUAAGUGAUGAUUCUGAUAAAGAGAAUACAUGCCUAACUGUUCAACUUAAAAAUCCAUUAGUUGUUAAUACCAAAGGCAGACCAAAAUCAGCUAGUCACAAUAAAAAUAAUACAAACCAACAGUUAGUACAUAAAGGUAAAAGAAAGCGUGAUCGUGGUCCAAAUCUUUGCAGUUACUGUAAAGAAUCAGGACAUAACAUCGCUAUGUGUUCUAAAAGGGUUACUGAUAAGAAGGAUUAG
Molecule: messenger RNA, 2373 nt
Organism: Cetraspora pellucida
Lineage: Eukaryota; Fungi; Glomeromycota; Glomeromycetes; Diversisporales; Gigasporaceae
Source: the annotation of a GenBank genome assembly